GUAACUUCAAACCCCACUUCAUUUUUCGUCUCAAUGGCACUUGCCAAGGACCGUAUGGGAUCGGUUCAAACUUGCCCCUAUAAUGGAAAUGUGAUGGGGGAUUUUUCCUCCAUGGGGUCUUACGGAUUUGAUGAAUAUCAGAAGGUAGCAUUUUAUGAAGAGGGAAAUAGCACCUUUGAGAAAACCAGUGGGCUUAUGAUCAAGAAUUUAGCUAUGACCUCUUCUCCUUCUUCUCUUGGCAGUCCGAGCAGCGCGAUUUCUGGUGAAUUAGUGUUUCAGGCUACUGACCAUCAAGCUGAGGAAGCUCAUUCUUUGAUCAGCUUCAAAGGUAUCGGAUUCGAUAACAUCAUGCAUAAUAAUGGAUCUUUGCUUAGCUUUGAGCAAAGUAGUAGGGUUUCUCAAACUAGUAGCCAGAAAGAUGACUACUCAGCCUGGGAGGGUAAUUUGAGUUACAACUACCAGUGGAACGAAAUGAAUCCAAAAUGUAACACAAGUCCUCGGUUGAUGGAAGAUUUUAAUUGCUUUCAAAGAGCUGGCAACUUCAUUUCCAUGACUGGAAAGGAAAAUCAUGGUGAUUGGUUAUACGCUGAAUCCACAAUUGUUGCUGAUAGCAUUCAGGAUUCUGCAACACCAGAUGCCAGCAGCUUCCAUAAGCGUCCUAAUAUGGGAGAGAGUAUGCAGGCUCUAAAGAAGCAAUGCAACAAUGCAACAAAAAAGCCAAAACCGAAGUCCGCAGCAGGUCCAGCUAAGGAUCUACAGAGUAUUGCUGCCAAGAAUCGACGAGAGAGGAUUAGCGAGAGGCUUAAGGUAUUGCAGGAUUUAGUCCCUAAUGGCUCAAAGGUUGAUUUGGUUACUAUGCUAGAGAAAGCCAUUAGUUAUGUUAAGUUUCUUCAAUUGCAAGUAAAGGUGUUAGCCACUGAUGAAUUAUGGCCAGUUCAAGGUGGUAAAGCUCCUGAUAUUUCUCAAGUAAAGGAAGCCAUCGAUGCCCUACUCUCAUCUCAGACUAAAGACGGAAACUCAAGCUCAAGCCCAAAGUAAGGUGUCCAUGAAAAUUCAAGAAGAAGAAAGAAAAUCACAAGUACUUAUUUCCAUGUUGAAGACAACUUUUCAGAAGCAAAGGAAAAUCUUUGUUUUGGAAGUUUGUGAUGUUGGAUUUUGUAGCAAAUACAUAAUAAUAUUUAGCUUUAUUUUCAUCUGGAGAUCUUGUAGACUUGUAAUGAAAUCUAUUUUCAUCAUGUAAUGAAAGCUGUGACUGCAACCUU
Populus trichocarpa (black cottonwood) is the source of this 1262-nucleotide messenger RNA. RefSeq names its product putative transcription factor bHLH086. Gene Ontology annotation, cellular component: nucleus. The coding region runs from base 34 to 1038 and encodes 334 amino acids. The record is from RefSeq and is a predicted model, not a curated record. Gene Ontology annotation, biological process: regulation of transcription by RNA polymerase II. Gene Ontology annotation, molecular function: RNA polymerase II cis-regulatory region sequence-specific DNA binding; protein dimerization activity; DNA-binding transcription factor activity, RNA polymerase II-specific. The transcript has 5 exons. NCBI's taxonomy places the organism in Eukaryota, Viridiplantae, Streptophyta, Magnoliopsida, Malpighiales, Salicaceae.